Messenger RNA from Suillus discolor, 603 nucleotides. RefSeq names its product adenylylsulfate kinase. Gene Ontology annotation, biological process: sulfate assimilation. Bases 1 to 603 code for a protein of 200 amino acids. Lineage: Eukaryota; Fungi; Basidiomycota; Agaricomycetes; Boletales; Suillaceae. Gene Ontology annotation, molecular function: ATP binding; adenylylsulfate kinase activity. The transcript has 5 exons. The record is from RefSeq and is a predicted model, not a curated record.
AUGUCAACGAACAUUACUUUCCAUCCAGGAUCCGUUGAUGCCCAAGAACGCGUUGACUUGCUUCAACAGACGGGCGUCACUAUUUGGCUGACUGGACUCAGUGCUAGUGGGAAGUCGACGAUAGCAUGUGCUCUCGAGCAACAUCUACUCCACCUACACAAAUUCACCUAUCGGUUAGAUGGAGACAACGUUCGCUUAGGGCUCAAUAAGGACCUUGGUUUCGAUGAGAAGUCUCGGGUAGAAAAUAUCAGGCGCAUAGGCGAGGUCUCCAAACUAUUCGCGGAUUCUGCUUGCAUCGCGAUCACAGCUUUUAUAUCGCCCUACAGAACAGAUCGACAAGUAGCCCGCGAACUUCAUGAGAAAGGAGGCCUCGGGUUCAUUGAAGUGUUUGUUGAUGCCCCUCUCAGUGUAGUUGAACAGCGUGAUCCGAAAGGGCUCUAUAAAGCAGCUCGUGCAGGAACAAUAAAGGACUUCACUGGCAUAUCUGCACCGUACGAAGCUCCCGAGAAACCUGAUAUACACAUCAAGACAGACGAAUGUGGUGUAACUAAAGCAGUCGAGGUCAUCAUUGAAUACCUCACCAAGCAUAAUUAUAUUUCGUAG